AUGCCUCCCCCUGCUCCUUCAUCACCGUCCACACCAUUCUCCUUUUCUGUGAGCCCCGAGAUAGGACGCUGGGUCCGUCUAGGCCUAGGGGGCCUGUGGUGUGCAUUAGCAGGCUAUGCUCUAGGCAAUGCUGCUGCUAAUUGGUCUGCUAACACUCAGUCCACUACUGGGAAAAGUAAGCAGAAAAAGAAGGCAAUUCCGGGGAGCACUGAUGAGAAUGGUCCCUCCGUAAAUACCAAGGGUAUGGAUGUAGCAGUGAACACUGAUGGAUGGUGGGGUAAAUACGUACUAGAUGCAUCAGAUCUAAUGGUGGCAGUAGUGGCUUGUGAAGCCCAUGCUGUUGGCUUUGGUACACUAGACAAUGAUACACAUGUUCCCGCCUCUACUACUCUGGUAUUGCGGUGUAAGUUCCAACCUACUAGCACUGUCGGUGGUGGGGACCUAGCAUUCCAAAUAUUCUUCGACCCUGCUGAUAGUUAUCUAAGGUUUAUAUCCAAGUUUGACCUAGCCUCUGCUGACUUGUCUGAUGAAGUAAUAGCAUACACAGCUGCAUCUUGGAAUACUACUAUGCGUUAUUGUCGGCUUACUCAAUGUGGAGGCCCAGCUGGCACUAACAACGGCCCAUCCGAUGGUCUCAACUUGGAUAUGGUAGCCGUUGCCCCACAAUGGUUUGCCACACAGACUCAUGCUAUAGAGUGGCUAGCUCGCCUUACUAAGGUAUUCAUGACAUCAAUAACAAGAUGUUUGGUCCAUAUAAGGGACUGUCGUAAUGGUUCUAUGCCCUUCGCUACUAAGGAUAUGCUUGAGGCUAAUACUGUUCUUUCUGCAAUACAACAACAACAACAGCCCAACAGCAGCAGUAGCUCCCUAUCGAAUGCUGCCGACUCACGAGAGUAUGCGGCAACCGCCACCACCGGAGUGUUAUCAUCGUCGUCAUAUACUCGUUCGGAUGGCGAUGAGUUCUGUCCCAUCUGUCUUGAGCGUUUCGUCCCCGGGGAUCUGGUUCGACGACUACCCUGCAUGCAUGUAUUUCAUAAGACUAAGGCAUGUGAUAUCGAUAAACAUUUGAAGAGGAACAAACAAUGUCCAACCUGCAAGACUCCAAUUGACGUCCGCUACGACUAUUUGUUCCAGGCGCCUCAAGAGGCAUCAUCAUCGCCGGAGCAGCAGCAGCAUCAGCUUACAGAAGGUGGAAUGCGGCGAAGCAGUGCCUCAGAAGGGGAGACCUCCCAGCAAGAGGGCGAUGUAUCUGAACAUGUUGCCGACUUGGAACGUAUGUUAGAUGGGCUUAGAGAGUCUUUAUAUAACUAUGAGAGGAUGAGGAGGGCAGUCGAGGCAUUCUAUCACACUACCUCAACUGUAAUCCCUUCAACGGAUGAGAGUAGCUCUCAAAUAGAGCCAACAGUCAGGGAGUUACCACCCAUAGGAUGGAGGAGGGAUAGUGGCCAAGAUAGACAAGGGAGCAACGGCCAUGAUAUAGAGAAGGCCGAUAUGGAGAAUAUUUGUGAUAUGUUUGGUGUAUCUACCCCCAAUGAUGCUAGUAGUGGUUGUGAAGAUCAACAACAACACGUGAAGAUACGUGAGACUACUACUGUUGUGGAGAAGGAUUCAUUCGAGGAAUUACAGUUGAAGACGUUGAAGGACGUUGAACAGCUUAGUGAACGAUGUGUUGGCAAAUUAAAUGAUUGCCGUACUAAAGCAGCAGUAUUCAACUUUAUGCGAGAUACCCUUAGAGGGAUUGAAGAGAAGUUGGACCAGGAUGAGUGUACCAAGCUUAUUAAGGAGUUACAAGCAUUGGUUACAUCAAAGAAGCAAGAGAAGGCUGAGAAGGAUAGGAACCGUAAGAAACAGGCUACUGAUGUAUCACAAAUGAAGAAGGGUGCCAAGGUUGAUUAUCAAGCCGAGAUAGAUAUGAUGUACGGGGAUGAUGGUUAUGGUGAAUAUGAUGAUGAGUAUGAUGACUAUGCCGACUUCGUCUGA
This is a messenger RNA of Perkinsus marinus ATCC 50983, 1980 nucleotides long. RefSeq lists its product as hypothetical. Gene Ontology annotation, cellular component: cytoplasm; eukaryotic translation initiation factor 3 complex. The record is from RefSeq and is a predicted model, not a curated record. The coding region runs from base 1 to 1980 and encodes 659 amino acids. Lineage: Eukaryota; Perkinsozoa; Perkinsida; Perkinsidae. The transcript is spliced from 8 exons. Gene Ontology annotation, molecular function: translation initiation factor activity.